This is a messenger RNA of Didymodactylos carnosus, 177 nucleotides long. NCBI's taxonomy places the organism in Eukaryota, Metazoa, Rotifera, Eurotatoria, Philodinida, Philodinidae. The record is from the annotation of a GenBank genome assembly.
AUGGCAACACCAAAACUAUCUGUUACUACUGCGAAAAAAGAAGAUAUUCCAUCUUUGAAAGCAAAGAUUGCAGAGCUUGAACGACAAAAUGCCGAAUAUAAAACAAAAUUAGAUGAAUUAAGACGAGCAAAAGCAACAACCAUGGUUAAAGUUGAAAAAGAAUAUGUCAAUGCAAGU